CGUCGCCUCCGUCGACUUCCACAGGCCUCCCUUCAGAACUCGUCCCAUCGCCUCGACUCCCGUCCCAAGCCUCCUCCCCCGUGUCCCUUCCCCACAAGCCUUGACACAGCCGUCUUGGACGCUGAAAACACUGAAUUUGCCACCAUGCCAGAAGUCGACACCAACCGCAAGCGCUCCCGCUCCCCCUCUGACAGCCUCAACGAACAGCAGAAGCAGUACAAGCGUGCCAACACAGGCGCUACGCCGUCUUCGGAUGACUCACAAGCCCAAGCUCAACGAGGCACCCCGGCCACAACGUCUGUUGCUGGUGACGUAAAUAUGACCGACGCUCAAGUGUCCGUCGACGACACUGCUGCGUCGACUCCUUCACCGACCGACAGGCCUUCGACCGUGGAGAUGAAGGAGCGCUCGGACGAUGUCCAGGAAAACGGCUCCGCGACUACCUCUGCGGCUCCCAGCACCUCGUCCACGACCUCUGCAGCUGCCCCGGCCAACAUCCAUAUGCGGUGCUUGAUCGUCACCCAGGAUGCCUCGAUCAUCAUUGGGAAGGGCGGUUCGCAUGUCAACGAGAUCAGAGGGAAAAGCGGUGCUCGAGUUAUGGUCUCGGAGAGUAUACCAGGGAACCCAGAGCGCAUUCUGAACGUCAGCGGCCCUCUCGACGCGGUAUCGAAGGCCUUCGGUCUCAUCGUGCGGAGAAUCAAUGAUGAGCCGUUUGACAAGCCGUCCAUUCCUGGAAGCCGCGCUGUCACCAUCAAGUUCAUGAUCCCCAACUCUCGCAUGGGUUCAGUCAUCGGCAAGGGUGGGACGAAGAUCAAGGAGAUCCAGGAUGCUAGUGGAGCCAGACUGAAUGCCAGCGAGGGCAUGCUGCCUGGCUCGACAGAGCGUGUGCUCAGUGUCUCCGGCGUCGCCGACGCCAUCCAUAUCGCGACGUACUAUAUCGGCAACAUCCUGAUCGAAGCAAACGAACGCAUGCCAUCCUACAACAACUCGUCCUACCGCCCCUCUAGCUACGCCCGCCGUCCGCCAUACCAGGGCUCCUCGUACGUACCGGGCUAUUCCAACCCUUACGGCAGCGGCUCGCAUGCCGCGCCGCAGCAACUGCAGACGCAGCAGAUCUAUAUCCCGAACGACCUGGUUGGAUGCAUCAUUGGCAAGGGCGGUGCCAAAAUUAAUGAGAUCCGGCAUAUGAGCGCUAGUCAGAUCAAGAUCAUGGAGCCGGGUGCUGUGGGCGUGGGCAUGAACGGCGCCCCCGCAGGCGGGGAAGGGGAGAGAUUGGUGGUCAUUACUGGCCAGCCUGCGAACAUUCAGAUGGCUGUGCAAUUGCUCUAUCAUGUACGAUCAUUCCUUCCGCGGUCAGCUGUGCCCAUGUUGACGAACCUUCUUAGCGUCUGGAGCAGGAAAAGCAGAAGCAACUGCGACAGCAGUCUCAAAGCUCGAACUCGUAAACGGCUCCGUGUAGUACUUUUGAUGGUACUUCCUGGUGCUUGUAAGUUGCCUUGUUCUUGGUAUUUAUUAUUUGCAGGGCUCGUGUACGAGCGCAGCGACGAGUGCUGUGCCUCCGCUGUUCUAUCCUCAUUUUUAGCGUUUCUCGCGUUUCUGUCGAUGAACUUUUCGAAUUUCGCCCACUUCACGAGUGCAUAUAACCAGGUAGCAUCAGCGCCCGUCAUGGCCAAAUCGAAUACGUACAUACAUGUGCCCUGUGUUCAGCGUAGGUAAACAUGUGAGAAAGCUCCUGUAGUAGCUGGUAUAGCGGUAUCCGUAUCGUGCAGUGCGAAGAUU
Messenger RNA from Laetiporus sulphureus 93-53, 1779 nucleotides. RefSeq lists its product as uncharacterized. Gene Ontology annotation, molecular function: mRNA binding. The record is from RefSeq and is a predicted model, not a curated record. Gene Ontology annotation, biological process: regulation of gene expression; regulation of RNA metabolic process. The coding region runs from base 145 to 1716 and encodes 523 amino acids. Lineage: Eukaryota; Fungi; Basidiomycota; Agaricomycetes; Polyporales; Laetiporaceae. Gene Ontology annotation, cellular component: nucleus; cytoplasm. The transcript has 4 exons.